AGUGCACCAACGGGCACCUGAUGUGCGCGGGGUGCUUCAUCCACCUGCUGGCGGACUCGCGGCUCAAGGAGGAGCAGGCCACGUGCCACUGCCGCUGCGAGAUCUCCAAGAGCCUCUGCUGCCGCAACCUGGCCGUGGAGAAGGCGGUCAGCGAGCUGCCGGCCGAGUGCGGCUUCUGCGCCCGCCAGUUCCCCCGCUCGCUGCUCGAGCGCCACCAGAAGGAGGAGUGCCAGGACAGGGUGACGCAGUGCAAGUACAAGCGCAUCGGGUGCCCGUGGCAGGGCCCCUUCCACGAGCUCUCGGUGCACGAGGCCGAGUGCUCGCACCCCACCAAGACGGGCAACGAGCUCAUGGACAUCCUGGACGAGAUGGACCAGACGCGCAAGAAGGAGAUGCAGCUCUACAACAGCAUCUUCAGCCUGCUCAGCUUCGAGAAGAUCGGGUACACCGAGGUGCAGUUCCGCCCGUACCGCACCGACGACUUCAUCACGCGCCUGUACUACGAGACGCCGCGCCUCACCGUGCUCAACCAGACGUGGGUGCUGAAGGCGCGCGUCAACGACUCCGAGCGCAACCCCAACCUGUCCUGCAAGCGCACGCUGAGCUUCCAGCUGAUCCUCAAGAGCAAGGUCAACUCGCCCAUGGAAUGCUCCUUCCUGCUCCUCGAGGGGCCCUACGACGACGUCAAGAUCAACCCGGUCAUCUACCACUUCGUCUUCAGCAACGAGAGCAACGAGACCGACUACAUGGCGCUGCCCAUCGUCGACUCGGUGGAGUGCAACAAACUGCUGGCGGCCAAGAACAUCAACCUGCGGCUUUUUAUAUUCCAGAUCCAAAAAUAAAACAUGACUUUUGCGGGGUUUUUUUUGUUUGGGGGCGGGCGGGCGGGUGGGGAGAGGAGGAGGAGUUUUAGCGGCGGCGUUGUUGGCGUUGUUGGCGUUGUUGGCGGGGACGCUGGACGUGGUGGCAGGUGGUGGAAGCAUUAAAAACGGAGUUGAAGUGGUGAAAAUGGGUUGGAAGAGACGAAAAAUGGGGUGGAAACACCAAAAAAUGGGGUGGAAGUGACAAGAAAUGGGUUGGAAGCGACAAAAAAAUGGGUUGGAAGAGACAAAAAAUGGAUUGGACGUGACAAGAAAUGGGUUGGAAGCGACAAGAAAUGGGUUGGAAGUGACAAAAGUUGGUGGUGAGAGAUCGGAAUUGGCUUGGAACCAUCAAAAAAUGUGUUGGAAGUGAUAAAAUUGGUUGGGAGAGAGAAAAAAUGGGUUGGAAGAGUCGAACGUUGGUGGUGAGCAAAUGGAAUUGGCUUGGAACCAUCAAAAAUGGGUUGGAAGAGACAAAAGAUGGGGUGGAAGCACCAAAAAAUGGGUUGGAAGAGACAAAAAAUGGGUUGGAACCAACAAGAAAUGGGUUGGAAGAGACAAAAAAUGGAUUGGAUGCGACAAGAAAUGGGUUGGAAGCACCAAAAAAAUGGGUUGAAAGUGACAAAAAUGGGUUGGAAGAGACAAAAAAUGGGUUGGAAGAGACAAAAAUGUGUUGGAAGGGGCAAAAGUUGGUGGUGAGUGAAUGAAAUUGGCUUGGAACCAUCAAAAAAUGGUUGAAAGUGACAAAAAUAGGUUGGAAGAGACAAAAAUGGGUUGGAAGAGACAAGAAAUGGGUUGGAAGAGUCGAAAGUUGGUGGUGAGAGAACAGAAUUGGCUUGGAACCAUCAAAAAUGGGUUGAAAGUGACAAAAAUGGGUUGGAAGAGACAGAAAAUGGGUUGGAAGAGACAAAAAAUGGGUUGGAAGAGACAAAAAAUGGGUUGGAAGAGACAAAAGUUGGUGAUGAGUGAAUGAAAUUGGCUUGGAACCAUCAAAAAAUGGUUGAAAGUGACAAAAAAUGAGUUGGAAGAGACAAAAAAUGGGUUGGAAGAGACAAAAGUUGGUGGUGAGCAAAUGGACUUGGCUUGGAACCAUCAAAAAUUGGUUGAAAGUGACAAAAAUCGGUUGGAAGAGACAAAAAAUCGGUUGGAAGAGAUGAAAAAUGGGUUGGAAGAGACAAAAAAUGGGUUGGGAGAGUCAAAAGUUGGUGGUGAGAGAACAGAAUUGGCUUGGAACCAUCAAAAAUUGUUUGAAAGUGACGAAAAUGGGUUGGAAGAGACAAAAGUUGGUGGGAAAGUGACAAAAGUUGAUGGUGAGCAAAUGGAAUUGGCUCGGAACCAUCAAAAAUUGUUUGAAAGUGACAAAAAUUCAUGGAAAGCAACAAAAAUUGGUGGUGAGCAAAUGGAAUUGGCUUGGAGCCAUCAAAAAUGGGUUGAAAGUGACAAAAUUGGCUCGAAACCAUCAAAAAUUGGUAAAAAACCAAUCAAAAGGGUUUGAAACCACCAAAAAUGGUUUGAAACUGCCAAAACUUGGUCGAAACUCAACGGAAAAGUUUUGAAGUGAUCCAAAAAUGGGUGAAACCAUCAAAAAUCGGUCAGAACCCAAGAGAAAGGUCUUGAAAUCAUAAAAAAAUGGGUGAAACCACCAGGAAUUGGUCAAAACACUACAGAAAGGGUUUGAAGCCAGCAAAGCUUGGCUUGAAGCCAUCAAAAAUAGGUUGAAAGGGUCAAAAAUUGGUGGUGGACAAAUGGAAUUGGCUUGGAACCAUCAAAAAUGGCUUUGAAGUGGUAAAAAUGGGUUGAAAGUGGAAAAAAAGUGGCUUGAAACCAUCAGAAAUUGGUCUAAACCUAAAAGAAUGGUCUUGAAACCACCAAAAUUGGUUUGAAACCGUCCAAAAUGGGUAAAAAAACAAUUGAAGAGGUUUGAAACCACCAAAAAUGGUGUAAAACAGUCAAAAAAAAUGGAUGAAAUGAUCAGAAAUAGCUUGAAACCACCAAAAUCUGUUUGAAACCACCAAAACUUGGUUGAAAGUCCAAAGAAAAGUCUUGAAAUCAUCAAAAAAUGGAUGAAACCAUCAAGAAUGGGUCAAAACACUGCAGAAAGGUCUUGAAACCAUCAAAAAUUGCCCUAAAACCAGAAAAAUUCUCAUGAAACGCCAAAAUUUCUUCCACACUCAACACAAAGGUCUUGAACCCACCAAAACCAGUUUGAAACCACCAAAAAUUGGUGUUAAGCCAAUGACAAGGUCUUGAAACCAUCAAAAAUUGGUUGAAGCCCACCAAAAAUUGUUUGAAACCACCAAAAUUUGGUCCAAACCCAACAGAACGGUCUUGAAACAUCAAAAAUUGACCUAAACCCACCAAAAUUGGCUUGAAACCACCAAAACUUGGUUGAAACUCAACAGAAAGGUCUUGAAGUCAUCAAAACCAGGUUGAAAGUGGCAAAAAAAAGUCUGAAAGUGACAAAAAUUGGUGAGGAACCGAGGGGAAGGUCUUGAAGUCAUCCAGAAUUUGUUUGAAAAUCAUAAAAAAUUAUUGGAAACCAAUGGAAAGGUCUUGAGUGGGUUGAAAAGUGAAAAAAUUGGCCAAAAAUGGUCCAAAAAAAGUGAAACCACCAAAACUGGUUUGAAACCACCAAAAUUGGUUUGAAAUGACCAAAACUUGGUCAAAACCCGACACAAAGGUCUUGAAAUCAUCAAAAAAAGGUGAAAACAUUGGUUCAAACUAAACAGAAAGUCUGGAACUCAUCAAAACUGGCUUGAGAGCACCAAAAAAUGGAGAAAAAUCCACAGAAAGGUCUGAAAACCAUCAAAAGUUGGUUCGAACCCGACAGAAAGGGCUCGAAACCUUCAAAAAUUGGUCGAAACCCACCAAAAUUGGCUUGAAUUCACCAAAAGUUGGCUUGAAAGGGACAAAAAUUAUGGGAAACCAAUGAGAUUGUCUUGGAAUCAUCAAAAAUGGUUUGAGGAUGGCAGAUAUUGGUGUGAAAGCAUCAAAAGUGGUUGGAGACCAUCAGAAGAUGGCUUGAAAGACGCAAAAAUUGGUGGGAAAGCAGCAAAAAUUGAUGAGGAACCAAGAGAAGAUCUCGAAACCAUGAAAAGUCGUCUUGAAAGUGGCAAAAAUUGGUUGAAAGGGGAAAAAAAAAUUGUCUGAAAAUGACAAAAAUUGGUGAGGAACCAAGAGAGAAGUCUUGAAGUCAUCAAGAAUUGGUUAGGAAGUGGCAAAAAUGGGUUGGAAGUGAAAAAAAUGGACUUGAAGUCAUCAAAAAUGGCUUGAAAGUCAUAAAAUGGUGGGAAAUGAACAGAAAAAUUUGGAAACGAUUGAAGGUCGGUUUAAACCAUCCAAAAGUGGUCAAAACUCAACUGAAAGGUCUUGAAUCCAUCAAAAAUUGUCCUAAAAUCACAAAACUUGGCUUGAAACCCCCAAAAUUUCUUCCAAACCCAAUGGACAGGUCUUGAAACCAUCAAAAAUUGGUGUUACACCAACAAAAAGGUCUUGAAACCAUCAAAAAUUGGUCCAAACCCACCCAAAAUGGUUCAAAACCAUCAAAAUGUGGUCCAACCUCAACAGAAAUUUCAUGAAACCACCAAAAAGUGGCCAAAACCCACCAAAAUUAGCUUGAAACCACCAAAAAUUGGUGUAAACCCAACAGAAAGGUCUUGAAACCAUCAAAGCUUGGUCUAAACCCAACAGAAAAGUCUUAAAAGUGUCAAAAAUUACUUUGAAGCCACCAAAAAUGGCUUGAAAAUGCCAAAAAUUGGUGUAAACCCAGCGGAAAGUCUUGAAACCAUCAAAAAUUGUCCUAAAUGCAUAAAAUUUGCCUGAAACCACCAAAAUUUGGUCCAAACCCAAUAGAAAGGUCUUCAAUCCAUCAAAAAUUGACUUGAAAAUGCCAAAAAUUGGGUUAAACCAAACAGAAAGGUCUUGAAACCCCAAAAAAUUGGUUUUAAACCAUCAAAAAAUGGUCAAAACUCAACAGAAAGGUC
This is a messenger RNA of Passer domesticus (house sparrow), 4843 nucleotides long. RefSeq names its product zinc finger TRAF-type-containing protein 1-A-like. Gene Ontology annotation, molecular function: zinc ion binding. The record is from RefSeq and is a predicted model, not a curated record. Gene Ontology annotation, cellular component: nucleus. NCBI's taxonomy places the organism in Eukaryota, Metazoa, Chordata, Aves, Passeriformes, Passeridae.